AUGCGUUUGAUCAAUAAUGUGAAAGGCAAAUUGCAAAAGUUGAGAGAUUCUGGAUGGGAGGUUUUACUCGAGGAUGUGAAGAAAUUUUGUAACACUCAUUCCAUUGAAAUAAUUGAUAUGGCAAAUACCAUCAACAGCCAGCUUGAAACAUAUACUGAUGACGUCAGAUCAGAUGAACGGUUUGAAGGCAUUUUAGAUUUGGGAGAUCUUGCAAAGAAAAUGAUUGAAACAAUGAAGAACCAUGUGUUUCCUUUGGUUUAUCGGAUGAUUGAGCUAGCCUUACUUCUUCCAGUCGCUACUGCAAUUGUUGAAAGGGUGUUUUCAGUAUUGAAUAUUGUCAAAACAGAUUUGCGAAAAAAAGAUUGGAUAUGA
This is a messenger RNA of Zingiber officinale, 372 nucleotides long. RefSeq lists its product as uncharacterized. Lineage: Eukaryota; Viridiplantae; Streptophyta; Magnoliopsida; Zingiberales; Zingiberaceae. The transcript has 2 exons. The coding region runs from base 1 to 372 and encodes 123 amino acids. The record is from RefSeq and is a predicted model, not a curated record.